This is a messenger RNA of Penaeus indicus, 561 nucleotides long. RefSeq names its product mucin-1-like. Lineage: Eukaryota; Metazoa; Arthropoda; Malacostraca; Decapoda; Penaeidae. The annotation marks the transcript as partial. The record is from RefSeq and is a predicted model, not a curated record. The transcript is spliced from 2 exons.
AUGCCAGAAGCGCACGCCGCAGGCGCAGGCAGCAGUCCCAACGCCCACGGCCACCGCACGCCCACGGGCACGCGCAGGCCGCCCGGCACGCCGCAGGCGCACGACGCAGGCCGCACGAGGAGGCCGGACGCGCAGCCGGACGCGCACGGCACGCCCACAGCCGGCCGCACCCGGCCCGCGCAACCCGCAGGAGCAGCAAGCCGCCUCGCGCACACGCAGCCGCACCCCGCCCGCGCAACGCGCGGCACCCAGCACGCGCACGCAACGCCGCCCGCGCACAUCAUCCGCACGCCUCCCUCUCAACUCUCGUCAACCCUCACGCGCACUCACGUCCGCACUCGCACGCCGCACACGCACCCCGCCGCGCAAACGCGCUGCACCCUGCACGCGCACGCACGCCGCCCGCGCACACGCACGAUCAUCCGCCGCGCAACUCGUUCACCCCCACGCGCAAGCACUCCGCACUCGCACUCCUCACACGCACCCCUCCCGCGCAACGCGCUGCACCCAGCACUCUGCCGCACUGCCCCCUCUCAACGCAUCGCCGUCACGUCCGCCCUC